Molecule: messenger RNA, 3520 nt
Organism: Siniperca chuatsi (mandarin fish)
Lineage: Eukaryota; Metazoa; Chordata; Actinopteri; Centrarchiformes; Sinipercidae
Gene: rgmb
Product: repulsive guidance molecule BMP co-receptor b
Exons: 3
Coding region: 407-1831 (474 amino acids)
Biological process (GO): BMP signaling pathway
Cellular component (GO): plasma membrane
Molecular function (GO): coreceptor activity
Source: RefSeq, a predicted model, not a curated record
GUGGAGGAGAAAGCCCGGCCUGGUAGGCAGGAGAGAGAUGUGAUUGUGCGUGUUUGGGACAGGAGAGGAGAGGACAGAGUGAUCACAAUCAAGGCAAAAGUCCGACCGCGGAGGGAGCGCACUUCAAUCACGUGGGAUGUGGAUUUGUAUAGGGGAAAAGUAAAAGUGUCGUCGGAGUGACUUCUGCUCUUACUUUGUUUUCCUCCUCUCUUUGCCUUUCCACCCCCUCCGCCCUGCAUUCCGUGGAGCAGCUGUGUUUUAAUGCCCCUGCGCACCCGAGGAGGAGAGGAAGGAGAGAAGAGUGAGGAAGAAGAGGCAGACGAAGAAGUGAGAAGGCCUGGACACCACGCCUCCUCGCCCUUUGGAGGUCUGUCCACUCUCCCCUCCUGGCCCUGCAUGGACGGGGAUGGGGAGAGCCGGAUGCCGUUGCCGCGGGGCUGAGCGCCUCGCCUCCCCGUCUCUGGUGCGCCGCUUCCGGCCGCUGCUGCUGCUGAUCAUCGCCCUCUGCUUCGGUGCUCACAUAGGUCAGUGCCAGGUGGCCACCCCUCAGUGCCGUAUCCAGAAGUGCACCACCGACUUUGUCUCCCUGACUUCCCACCUGACGCCGGCCGUGGAUGGCUUUCACACUGAGUUUUGCAAGGCUUUACGUGCGUACUCGGCCUGCACCCAGAGGACGGCCAAGUCCUGCCGGGGGAACCUGGUCUUCCACUCGGCUGUGCUGGGCAUCUCCGAUCUCAUGAGCCAGAGGAAUUGCUCCAGAGACGGGCCCACUUCCUCCACGCACCCCGAGGUGGUCCACGAGCCCUGUAACUACCACAGUCGCACCCAGCACGCCCACACACACUCCCACGUGCACGCACACACACACUCUCACACUCACAGCCACAGCCACUCCCGGCCUGCGUACCUGUUCUGUGGGCUGUUCGGGGACCCACACCUGAGGACAUUUAAGGACAGCUUCCAGACUUGUAAGGUGGAGGGGGCGUGGCCUCUCAUCGAUAAUGAUUAUCUGUCAGUACAGGUCACUAAUGUUCCCGUGGUACCAGGCUCCAGUGCCACAGCAACCAAUAAGAUCACCAUCAUCUUCAAGCCCUAUGAGGGUUGUACAGACCAGAGGGUCUACCAGGCCGUCACAGACAACCUCCCUGCUGCCUUUGAUGAUGGAACCGUGAGCAGUGGAGACCCCAUCCACAUUUCUGCUGGUGCAGACGGUGCAACUGGGAAGGUCCGGGCUCUGUGGAUCUCUGAGCGCAGCCCGGGGCGCCACGUGGAGCUGCAUGCUGGCUACAUUGGUGUAACUGUAAUCGUUCGCCAGCUGGGCCGCUACCUGACCCUGGCAGUGCGGAUCCCAGAAGAGCUGGCUCAGGCCUACGAUGCCACCCAGGACCUGCAGCUCUGUCUGAACGGCUGCCCGAGCGGAGAACGCAUUGACCAAGCAGGGUAUCUUCCCCUGCCCCUCUCCCCUCCUGCGCUUGGCCUACAGCUCCAGCAGCUACGUCGGCCCAGCUACUCUUCACAGACACAAGCAUCCCCCUACGCUGCCAUGCAGGUUUUCGGCGUGGAGGGGGCGAAGGAACGCUGCAGGGAUCAGCUGGAGGUGCAGGACAUUUACUUCCACUCUUGCGUGUUUGAUCUCCUGACCACCGGGGAUGCUAACUUCACAGUGGCAGCAUACAGCGCCCUGAAAGACAUGGAGAGCCUCCACCCACACCGGGAUAGAUGGAGGAUCUACCCCCGCGGCUCUGCCACAUCCACCUUACACUCUAAUUCUCAACCUAUCAAACGGCUCGCUCUGCUCCUGCUGUGUGCUCUGAGCGUGGCAUUGAUGUAAGAGCGGGAGUGGGGGUCUUUGUGUGUAUGUGUGUGCACUAGAAAGAGAGUUUUGGGAGAUUUUUUUGCUGAGCACUGAUACUGAGCACUGAUUCCUCUCAUGUAGAGAGGAAACAGCAGGCUGGACAGUUACUGGGAACUAGUGUUUUUGUAGAAGAGGUGGCAGACCUCCCAGCAGGCACAGGAGAUACUGGCAACACUACCUGCAUCUUACCUGGCAGAAUCAGCCCUCUGGGGAAUAACACAGGAGAUGUGAUGAUGGCUUUCGCAAUCUGUCUUCAUCUUUGGAUAGGACACUUAACAAUGACACAAAUGUACUUGUGUGGGUGAACUGAGUGCAUGGAUAUACACUCCAAACUGUAAAUAGCUUGUCUUAAGUGCACAGUGUAAUGGCGUAGAGUUUUUUUUUGUGUCAUUUGAUGUGAUUUUUCUUUAAUACCUCAGACAGAGGAUGUUUGUUUUAACAGAAGCACUUUAUUUAGAUUUUUUUUUAACAAAUCCACAUCAGUGUUUCUUCCUCUUACUUACUGUUCUCCACCACAGUCUCCAAAAGCUCACAUUUUGAAGACCAUCUAUAAUUAGAUUUUUUUAAUCAUUCAAAGUAAAGGUCUGUUGAAUACAAGGAGCCAUUUUUGUUAAAAUGCAUCAUUCUUCCAGUAGCUGAUUUGACUCAGCGUGUCAUUUUAAGUCAGUUAAUGUGAGUUGUUCUCUUUUGAAUGUAUUAUGAAUAUUGUCACAGCAAAUGUCAUCAGUACUAUUUUGUUGCUGUAUGAAUUUGUUGUUUUUCCUCAGUCCUGAUUUCAAAUAUGUGUGAGUGUGAGUGUAUGUGAAAAUGUGUGUGGCUGUGUCAGUGUUUUUUGUUUGUUUUUUUACCAGUUGCUGACAUGCUUGGAUGGGUUUUUUAAUUUCCUCUGAGAAUCAUGUCGGAGGUAUUCCCACCUUUUUGCCAAGAGGCUGUGACAAUACCGGCUCAUGUAUGUUGCUCACCGUAUUCUUUGUUGUGUUAAUUUGAGCCAAAGACAGAUAAUGUAUGGUUUUCAUGUACAAAGGAAAUCAUAACUCACCACCAAACCAGCACCCUUCUCCUCCUCACACUCUCUCCCCUGUUUUUAAAGUUGCUACUGUAGACUGUUUUACUCUUACUGCCAGAAUUGAUGAGCUGCUCCUUAACUGGGAUACGUGUAAGAUACUGGAGUGUAGACAAAACACUGCAAAUCACUGAGAAAACUUUACCACACUGUCUGCUGAGAUAUGUGCUUCAGCAGUGUGUUGUGGGAAAUGUAUGCCAUUUGAUAGCUGAUAGAAAUGCCAACACUUAAGACUAUGAACCUUUUUAACAUGUAACAUUCUAUAUAAUUAUGCCCCAUUUGGUUGGCCAUGUAAACUUAAUCUCAGUUUUUGGCAUUGUGAUCUCUUACAUCAUGUGUGAGUGUCAGUUUGGUGAAGAGUGGCUGGUCAAUGUUGAAAUACUUAACUUAUUUAUGAACGUAGUGUCCUGUAGAGAAGGUUAAGCUCCAUAUUCUUGCUGUUGGAUAAUAAUUUUAAAAAAUGUCAAAUGUGAUUGUACUGCCACCUAGUGGUGCUCUGUUGCUAUGUCAGUGUGUUACUCAAGGCGCUAAAAAAAAUAACAUGAGGAAAAAUCUGUGUGCAAGUGUUUUAUUUUAAAAACAAUAAAGUCAAAAUGGUCCAA